AUGGGUUUCGCUAAUGAUGCCAUGGAAGUGCUGGAUGGUUUCUAUGGUACCAACGCUGUCAUUGAAGAACACUCUCCCCUUUAUCCUGGCCUUUUCCCUCGCGAUGGUGUUGCCACGGUUACUGUCACCGAUACUAUCUGUGCUACUCUGAGCCCUCCUGCCUUCUCGGCGACUACGUUUAGCACUGCUACACAGGCUCCGCCUACCGCGUCAGUCACGUCCUUGACGGCUUCUGUCACAGAGAAUCCCCCGAUUUCCUCUGAGACUCAUGGUAACCCUGGUACUGGAACUGUUGUUCCUCCUGUUCCUUCCGUGUCUUCCAGCGACUACUCGAGUGAGAGUGCCUCUCAGACAGCUGGAAUUCCCAUACCCCCAGUCUCGACUGUGUCUUCUGGUGAGCCGUCGGGUACAUCCUAUGUUAGCUCUCAGACUACUACUGCUGCUCCAUCAGUCUCGACUACGGGCGAGCACUCGAGCACUUACCCAGUCAGCUCUCAGACCACUGGAACUGAAACGGCCGGCACUACCACAGCUCCUACUAGCGCUCCUUCUUCUACUGCCUCCCCUGCUCCAAACGCCGGGGUUUCUCAUGGAGAAAUAGGAAUGCAUGCUGUGUAUCUGGCAUUGGGUAUGACGCUUGUUUGCUUCGUGGCUAUCUAA
Molecule: messenger RNA, 660 nt
Organism: Aspergillus tanneri
Lineage: Eukaryota; Fungi; Ascomycota; Eurotiomycetes; Eurotiales; Aspergillaceae
Gene: MUC2
Exons: 4
Coding region: 1-660 (219 amino acids)
Source: RefSeq, a predicted model, not a curated record